AUGCUGAAGCUGCCGUGCUACUGCCGUGCACCGGGCUGCGCCCACAACAUCGACCGCCCGAGAGCCAGGCAGCUCAAGGACUUGAAAACGCUCCAAACGCACUACAAGAGGAAGCAUUGGAUCAAGUCCUUCGUGUGCCGGAAAUGCGGCAAAGUGUUUGCGGUGCGAGGAGACUGGAGAACCCACGAGAAGAACUGCGGGGAGGUUUGGUGUUGCGUUUGCGGCUCCGAUUUCAAGCACAAACGGUCCCUGAAAGAUCAUAUCAAGGCCUUUGGUCCGGCCGGUCAUGGCAUGAUCGAUAUCAUUCUGGACAACGACGACGAACCGAGAUCAGAAUUUGAGUCAAGGAAAGUAAAAGCUAGAACAGUAGGUGAGAAAGACGCAGUUGAUAGACUUAGUAAUCUGCCAGAACAUCUUCUUUUGAAGAUCAUGUCAUCACUUCCGAUAAAAGAAGCAGUUCGAACAUGCCUCCUAUCGAAAGGAUGGAGGGAUGUUUUUACGUCGAUAUCUGAUAUCGACCUUGAUGGUUGUCUAAAGAAUCAGUCUUUGCGUAAUAGUUUCAUGAACUUCGUCGAAAGAUUUCUACUCUUGCGCAAGGAUAUCAGUGUCAACAGAUUUCGUCUCCGCUGCGGAUUCGGAAUGGAUCCUUGCAGGAUUAGUGGAUGGAUACAUUAUGCACUACGUAACGGCGUAACAGAUAUUGAUUUAGACAUUAGAACAAAAGCAUUUUCUCCGUUUCAAUUUGGUGUCUUCGCUUGUAAAACGCUAGAGACAUUGAAAUUAUCCUUCAAUCGAAGUUUUACCCUACAUGUUCCCAAAAGCUGUUGUCUGCGGAAUCUCAAAGUUCUCAAUCUCAGUGAUCUCAUAUUCUCCGAUGGCGAAUCCUUUCAAAGACUAGUUUCGAGCUGCGUCAAUUCACUUGAAGAAUUAAGUGUUCAAUAUUGUAAUCUGCAGAACGUAAACAAACUCAGUGUUUGCAGUACUAAACUCAAGAGGUUAACCAUAACGAGUUAUCUAGGCCCUUGUAAAGAACUAGAGAUCAACACCCCAAAUCUGGUCUACUUGUAUUACGACUACAAUACAUCAACAACAACAAAGUAUUCGUUCAAGAACCUAAACUCUCUUUCAGAAGCACGUAUUGGUAUAGGACCAAUCAUUUCCGCCGACACGGUCCGGAAACACACUGCUUCUGCAAUAGAUUUGAUGACAGCAAUCAGUCGCGUUCGGUCGCUUCAUUUAACCGGUUGUUACACGGUAGACAUGCUGCCUGCACUACUGAGCGUCCGCGAUUUAAUCCCGAAAUUUCCCAACCUGAGUUAUUUGCGGCUGGACGGAUGCUAUAUCGGAUGGGGAACGUUGUUCGCUGCCAGUCCAUCUCUUCGAACCAUUGCUAUUGACUUAAACAUAUUUUCUUCCGCAGAUGGAAUUAAGGAAGUUCCGUCUUGUUUACUGUAUGAUAUCAAGGAGAUCAAGAUUUUAGUAAGAAGAAGACCGGAUAUUAAGUUCGUUGAGUAUGUCUUGAUGGAGGCGUGUGCUUUAGAGAGUUUGACAGUACAGGUAAACGCGACGAAGAGGGAUCAGAAAUUUAUCGUCAGAAAAAUACGUGCACUGCCGAAAGUUUCAAACAAAUGCCAAAUCCUUGUGAAAUGUUAA
Messenger RNA from Hibiscus syriacus, 1653 nucleotides. Its product is annotated as F-box/LRR-repeat protein At3g59190-like. The coding region runs from base 1 to 1653 and encodes 550 amino acids. The transcript is spliced from 3 exons. The record is from RefSeq and is a predicted model, not a curated record. Gene Ontology annotation, molecular function: protein binding. Lineage: Eukaryota; Viridiplantae; Streptophyta; Magnoliopsida; Malvales; Malvaceae.